AGUCGCCGGUAGGGUUCGGUGUGGCGAGGGGGACCUGCUUCUCUCUUUGUGAGAACAAGGGAGUGAGGGAGGAAGGAGGCUGAGGAGGAGGCCAGGACUGAGCAAGGACUAAAGUAAGACUGAAAGGGGAGGUGAGGGGUGGACUGGUUGGUGGCAGCAGCCUGUACCGGAAGUGGCGGUGGCAGUCGAGGCGACGCACCGUGAGGCAGCUACUUGACUAGGCCACAGCCGCCAUGGCGAUGAAUUUCGGGGACCAUGCCAGCGGGUUCCGCCACAAUGAUGUGAUCAGGUUCGUCAACAAUGAAGUCCUCACGGACGGCAGCGGCCAAGCCUUUUACGUGGCCUUCCGCUCGCGGCCGUGGAACGAAGUAGAGGACCGGCUUCAGGCCAUUGUGGCCGACCCGCGGGUGCCCCGCGCCAUCAAGAGGGCCUGUACCUGCAGCGCUUUGGCUUUGAGUGUGCGAGUGGCCACGAGGCAGCGGGAGGAGCUGCUGUACCAUGUUCGGCGGCUGCAAAUGCAUGCGGAGGAGCGCCAGAUGACCUCCUGGGCUGUAACGUCCCAGCUGCAGCAGCUGCGCCUGGAGCAUGAGGUGGCGUCAACACAGCUGCACCUCGCGCAGGCUGCCCUGCAGCAGGCGCUGAAUGAGCGUGAUGGGCUGUACGGGAGGCUGCUCCAGAUCGAGAGGUUUCCCCAGGCCGCUCCACUGGCCCAUGAAAUAAUGUCUGGGCCGCAAGCAGAGCAGAAUGGAGCUGCGGCAUGUCCCCUGGCUACAGAGCAGCAGAGCGAUAUGGUGGCCAUGGGGACACAUGCUAAUGCCCAGAUGCCAACUCCGACAGAUGUUCCUUAUGUGCCAGAACCUCUGAGUCCUUGGGCCCAGGGCAUGCAACCCCCUCUGCCAGUGCCACAUCCAUUCCCACACCCACCACCAUUCCCAGUGAAAUUUCUAUUCUUGCCACCUCUACCACCUGCUGUAGUCAUGGGGGCAGAAGCAGCAGCAGGCCCACUUCAGAUGCCUCCUAUUGAGAUCCACCCACCUUGCCAGUGGCCUGCAGUGGGCUUCCAGGAGGAGAUGGCCCCUCUGUGGUACCAAAGAAGCUACAUCCAGGAGGAAGGUUCCAAAAUCCUUCAGGGGUCAUUCCCCUUAGGAGACAGCAGAAGCCACAGCCAGGAAGAAGGUUCAGAGAAGUCCCAAAGAAUGCCCCUCCCCUGGGACAGUGGGUGCCACAACCCGCUGUCAGAGAGUCCCCACGGGACAGCCCCACUGGGGAGCAGUGGAUGCCACUCCCAGGAAGAAGGUACGGAAGGACCCCAGGUGAUGGAUCCCCUGGGGAACAGAGAGAGCCAAAAUCAGAAAGAAGGUCCAAAGAGGGCCUGGAGGAUGCGCACCCUGGUGUUUCGCAGGAGCCGCAAACCAGAAGGUCCAGAGGGGCCCCAGGGGACUUUCCCCCAGGGAGACAGCAGAAGCUAUAGCCAGGAAGGAUGUUCAGAGAGGGCCCAGGAGAUGGCCACCCUGGUGUUUACCAGGAGGCACAAACCAGAAGGUCCAAAGAGGCCCCAGUGGACUGUCCCCCUGGGGGACAGCAGAAGUCAUAUCAAGGAAGAAGGCCCAGAGAGGCCCCAGGGGACUGUCCUCCAGGGAGACAGCAGAAGCUAUAGCCAGGAAGGAAGCCCAGAGAGGGCCCAGGGGAUGGCCACCCUGGUGCUUAGCAGGAGCUGCAAACCAGAAGAAGGUCCAGAGAGGCCCCAGCACACUCCCCUGGGGGACAGUAGGAGCCAUGGUGUCAGAGAAAGCCCAAAGAAAUGGCAACCUCAGAGGCAGAAGGCCAAGAAACCAAAAGUGAAUAAAGUCUCAGGAUCCCAGCAACAGGAGAAGCCUGCCUCAUUUCCAAUUGCAAUGAAUUGGAAAUGCCCAUGGUGUAAAGCCAUUAAUUUUUCAUGGCGUACGGCCUGCUAUAAAUGCAAGAAAGCCUGUGUGCCAUUUGAGAGUGGAGGACAAACGCAAUGAUUUCAGGAAGGUGAGAUUCUGUUUUUGUAUCUCAGCCCCACCAAACUUGCUUGUUGCUGAAGAAGCUGAACCUGUUCCAUUAGAAGAUCUUCCAAGGCCAAAAGAAAGUGAGACUGACUGCAGACUUACUGGCUGCAGCAGAGAGGAGUAAGAGGAAGUCAGAGAAGAAGAGAUGAUUUGACACUCAUCAGGGGGAAAAGGAAGAGCAGGAUUGUUUUGUUAGAAUUGAAUUUUUCCAUUGGGACAAGGAAUUAACUUGGAAGAGUUUGGGGGGUUGUCGUGUUCAAUUCUGUAGAUGGUAGCAACCUUGAUGAAUUUCAUUUAGUUUGUUAAGUAGUUAUUGUCUAAUAUGUGUUAGGAGCUAGACUUAUAGGUUAUUAUUUGGUGCACACAUCAUAAUCCUUGUUGCUGAGUUGGUUAGAAGAUAGGAGAGAGCAUAAUUUGGGAUACAAAUUAGAUCGGGGUAUCUUCUUUGCCUUGCAUGUAGUGUUGCCUUCGGUAAAACCAAUUUAAAUAACAUCUAGAUCCAUUUUUGCAGUUUUGUGGGCAAUGUGAAAGAGACUUGCAUGAAAGGUCUUGAGUAACCAAACUGCUAGUCUCAUUGGUUUGCAGGUGAGACAAAUAAGCAGUGGCAAAGUUCAGGAAAGUGGUCUUACAGAAGUGCAGGCAGGGCUUUUCUGAUUGUCUGCUGAUUUCCUCCUUUGAGAGGGACAGAUAUUUUCCUGGCUGCCAAUAAGCCUGUUUGAAAGACCACUGGGGUGUCUUGAAGAAAGACAGUGCUCUGAGGAGUAUUCACUACACACUCCAGCCCUCAGCCUCGGGCUGCCCUCAUUCCAAGUCCCUUUCUAGUCAAUAGGUGGAUGAAGAACAAAAUGGAUUUCAAGGACAGGCAGACAGACAUAAGGGCUGUGGGCUAUGGAUGGUGUUUCUCUUGGGAGGACUAAUUUGGUUAAAAAUAAAACUGGACUGGGGCGAGCACUCUUGGGAAUGCCCCUGGACCCUUCCUCUGUGGUGCAUCCUCUGCAGGCUCCCCCAAGGCAGCUGUUGCAAGGCAAGGACGGAUCCAGGGUAGAGCUCGGGGGUGGUGGGUUAGAUCCACCUCCAGUCCAAGCUAAAGAUGUCUUCAAGUUUCCCUGUAAGAUCCCACC
Molecule: messenger RNA, 3154 nt
Organism: Symphalangus syndactylus (siamang)
Lineage: Eukaryota; Metazoa; Chordata; Mammalia; Primates; Hylobatidae
Gene: TEX13D
Product: TEX13 family member D
Molecular function (GO): mRNA binding
Source: RefSeq, a predicted model, not a curated record